This is a messenger RNA of Triticum turgidum subsp. durum (durum wheat), 441 nucleotides long. The record is from the annotation of a GenBank genome assembly. NCBI's taxonomy places the organism in Eukaryota, Viridiplantae, Streptophyta, Magnoliopsida, Poales, Poaceae.
AUGCCGUUCAAGCACCAGCUCCUCCUCUCGACCGCCGUCCUGCUCGCCGCACUUGCCGCGGGGUCGGCCAGCUUCAGGGACCGAUGCGUUCCAGGGCGGGAGAUCACAUACGAGUCGCUUAACGCCUGCCGCGAGUACGCGGUCAGACAAACAUGCGGCUACUACCUCUCCGCCGAGAGGCAGAAGAGGCGGUGCUGCGACGAGCUGUCCAAGGUCCCGGAGCUGUGCCGGUGCGAGGUGCUGCGCAUCCUCAUGGACGGGAGAGUGACUAAGGAGGGCGUGGUCAAGGGCAGCCUCCUCCAGGACAUGUCCGGAUGCAAAAAGCUGACGAGGGAGUUCAUCGCGGGCAUCGUCGGCCGGGAGGAGUGCAACUUGGAGACCGUCUUCGGGCGGUACCAUUACUGCCCGUCCGAAUAUCUUGGACCUGAAGUGGUCGUGUAA